UCGACUUCCUAGCAAUUCUGAAUUUCCAGCUUUUUAUGUAUUUUCACUUGAAAAUUACCAUUUUUCUCUUAAUGUCCUGCAAAAACGCAAAAACACCAAAACUAACCAAAACAUCAGAAAAUAACAAAGCUAAAGGUUUAACUAAUGUAAAUUAAAGGAUCCAAAUAUACACUUUUUGGCACUCAUCAUACGGCAUCAGGUUUGAUUGCAUAUCUUACUUGCUAUAUUUUGUAUGCAAUCUAGGAACCAGUUGUGUUUUUACCCCCACUAUUUCUCUUGAGAGAACGUUGCAGGUACUUGUUGGGGAAGACAGAAAAAGCAGGUCGAGCGACUGUUUUUCUGUAUUGGCAUCAUCGAGCGUACACAGGUUUGAUCUUGCCUUGCAUAUGAUGUCAUUUCCAUAUUGCAUUUUUUUUAUUAAAAAAAAAUUGGGGAGAAUUUGCAGGAUUUUUUUUUUUUUUUUUUUUUUUUUUUCUCUUGGCUUAUCAAAUAUUGCAUGUAUUUUCACCUGAUAUCUCAAUUCUUUGUGCAUUAAUCCACUCUGCUUAGAUAUAAUUGAGAGUUAUGACUAUAUCUGCCAAGUGUUUUCCUGUUUAUGCAAAAGUAGGAUAGCUUCUUUCCUCAUGCGAUGAAAAUGUGCACUAUCCAAGACUCCCCUAAAGGUACAUCUUUCCUUCUUUGAUUUUUUUUUUUUUUUUUUGUUUCUAGAAAUUUGGAAAAGAGAAGAGGUCCUUGAUAAGAUAGCCAAAUUGACCACAUGCUAGUUGAACCUAAAACCUAAAAACUCUGGCAUUUCCUCUAGUUGCAGCACCAUGAGAAUCAAGCAGUAAAUCAUAUAAAUUCUGCGCUUUAAAUUGUAUAAUCACUGCUUAGGUGAUGUAUUUGCAAUAUACCUUGCCCUUUACGUGCAAGUAAAAAUUUACCUUGUCCUUCAUGGUACAAAUAAAAUAAUUAAGUACUGCAUCUCAAGGGGAGUGUAUCAGAUGAGGGUGGCUAGGCCCUAGUAAGCUAUAAGGUUUGACUUUUGGCUAAUCUGUCAUAGAUUUUCUCUCUUUUCUAGGAAAUCUAGUUACCAUUUGUCAUGUCAUUGAAAGUCAUACCUUGUGGGUUAAGUCUUCGCACACACACGCAUUGUAUGAGUUGAGUUGUCUAUUUGAAUUUUCUAUGAUCAGGAAAAUAUUUGUGUUGAUUGAAAUCUCAACUCUCUUCUAUAUCUCAAUUUAGUUUUGAGAUGCUCUCUGAUUGUGUUAUCAGUGGAUUAUACAUGCGUGUUCUGAAACUGACCUAAAAAAAAUUAUUUUCUGCAAAUUUUUCUUCAUUUUUCUGUUUUUCAAUGUGAAGCGUCCAGACGGUCUCUCUUGACGUCCGGAAUGGGGCAGCUUAGUCGUUCGAACGGUUCAACUUUCGUCCGGACGCGCGCGGCCACCAUCGGCCGAACGGUUAGAUUAAUCGUCCGGACGUGCGCGACCUGUCUGCUCAUUUCUGAGGCAGCGCGCGUCCAGACGACAUUAAUACACCGUCCAGACGGGGACCCCACAGAGGCUAUAUAUACCCCUGGUCGCUAGACAUCAUCUCUACCCCACAAAAUCUAUCUUUUUGGCAUUUUAAUCAUGUCUGCCGGCAGUCCACAGUGCAGGGUCAACCAGAGGACUGAGGAAGAUAGGUCCGUGUUUCACACCAAGAUCAUGGACCGCGCAGUCAUUGCCGAGCGGAAUGUGGUCCACUCCGACAUUAUGGUAGCACCCCUGGAUAGUAUCCAUGAUAUUAUUUAGACGUAUCUUCACUCCUGCGCCUGUGUUGUCUACACCAGGCUUGUCAGGCUUUUCUACGCCAACCUUGAGGUGGUGCAGAACGAUGACCACGGGAUGGUGCUUCAGUCCACCAUUGCAGGUCACACCAUCACUGUUGAUCCCCAGAUCAUCACUCACUUCAUCAACGUUCCUGUUCUCAAGACCGCUGGCAUCCCGUACAAUGAGGUAGUACUCCCACCAUCUCUGGAUGAUCUUAGGGAGUUUUUUCAUGCUGUUCCACAAGGUGCGGAGCGCGCCACUACCAUCAGAAUCGGUGCUUUAUCCCCCACCCACCGCAUGCUGGACAAGAUGAUUCAGCACAACCUAUGGCUAGUCAUCAGGCGCAGUGACCUGAUCUUGAAGCGGGCUCAGUUUGUCUAUGCCAUCAGCCUCCGCUUGCCUUUCUGCCUAUACAAGCAUAUUUUGGGUGUUAUUCUGGAGGCCCUCAAUGAGAGCAAUGCCGGUCUUCCUUUUGGCUGUCUAUUCACACAAAUCAUACUCCAGACCAGCAUCAGUAUUGCUGAAGAGCCGAAGAUGAAGAUUCAGAAUCCUAUCGGCAAGCAGACCUUGAUAUGGUCCAAUGCCCAGCAGCGGAGAGAUGAUUCUGAUGAUGAUGUCCCUGCUGCCAUUCCUGUCGGCUUUCCAGAUAUGGCUUCCUCCUCUCAGACCGUCCCACCUUCUGAGCCGGAAGUCAAUUAUUCUCAGAUAAUGGAGGCCCUAGCUGCCAUUCAGGGAGGGAUGAGUGCCAUGCAACUCUCCAUGUCAUCCAUGCAGCAAGAGAUACACUCCAUCAACCUGUGUGUAGAGCAGAACUAGCUGGACCUCUAGGAGUGUCUCAAGUACCAUCAUCCUGACAACAGUGACGAUGAUGAUGAUGAUGUGCCUAAGACUGCACCUAUGGCAAAGGAUGCUUGAGUUUUCCUUUGUUUUGUUGUCUUUUUGUUGUUUGAGACAUUUGGUUUAUAUUCUACAAUGUUUUGUUAAACUCUUUGACUAAUAUUACUAUGUUUAUCCUGGUCCUUCUAAAACCGUUAGGGGGAGUAAUUUUUAGUACAGUUGGCUUUUAUUACUCUAUUUUACCCUUUGUCCUUUUGUGACAAAAAAGGGGAGUAAUUUUUAUUUUUGGACCGGGAAUGUAUUUCCAAAUCGGUCAAGUGAUUUUUGUCCCAGAAUAGACAAAGGGGGAGUUUGUUAGUUUGUAAUUGGCCUCAUUCUGUUGGACAAAAUCACUUGUAUGUAAAGAUGCUGUUUAACAGGGAUUCCGCUAUUCAUGAGUGCUUUAGAAGAUUCUACACUGUUUGCAAGUCAGAGAUUUCGGUUCCCUGUCAGCCAUCCGGAAGACGUGCCAUCCCAUCCGGAUGCUCAUCUGUCCAAUGUUCCAUCCGUCUUGACGACAUAUCAUACCGUCCGGACGUCCGACAGACUAAGCAUCAUUCGUCCGAACGACGUGGAAUUCCGUCCGGACCCUUCACAGUAUCGAAAAGCUUCUAUUCCAGCUUACAUCCGUCCGGACGACUCAGCAGCCCAUCCGAACGCCCUUCAGUAUUCAAACAAGCUUCAGAUUCUUUCCAAAAUCAUAUAUGGGAAGAUAGCCGCAA
This is a messenger RNA of Alnus glutinosa, 3388 nucleotides long. RefSeq lists its product as uncharacterized. The transcript is spliced from 2 exons. The record is from RefSeq and is a predicted model, not a curated record. Bases 1866 to 2606 code for a protein of 246 amino acids. Lineage: Eukaryota; Viridiplantae; Streptophyta; Magnoliopsida; Fagales; Betulaceae.